AUGUAUCAGCUUCAUGAGGUCUACUUAUGGAUGUCAAACAAUUUGCUUACCUCACUUAUCUUCAUUUUGGAUUAUAUAAUGAUCCAGUGUAUAUGUAAUAUAUAUUGCAGUUGUAUAGUUUUAGUGCCUAUCGUCAAACGUACAUGGGGUGCAUCAUUGCCUUUCAUCGAAUUCUACAGUAAUGUAGCAAACAGAAGUAUUCCUACGAUCGACUCUGGCGUGCCCAACACAGAGAGAGGGCACUGUGGUAAGACAUUUGUGAUUUUAAGACGGUUUGUUCGCACUUUAAAUGAGAGCAAUGCGAGUGAGAAUUUUUCUUGGCUUUUCAUCGCUGAUGAUGAUACGUUGGUUAGCAUUCCUAGGCUGUUGCAGCUUUUGUCAUGUUACGAUAGCAAAGAUAAGAUGAUAAUAGGUGAGCGGUAUGGUUAUGGUUUUUCAACAUCGGGCCGCGACGGAUACGACUAUCCGACAGGUGGAUCAGGGAUGGCUUUCUCAUCAUCAGCAGCUAAAGCGAUCAUUUCCGAUUGUGAGUGCCCCUCGAACGAUUCGCCAGACGACAUGAUAAUUGGGGUUUGCGCUCGUAGAUCUGGGGUUCGCAUAAUUCACAACGCUGCUUUCCACCAAGCCCGGCAC
Messenger RNA from Strongylus vulgaris, 633 nucleotides. The record is from the annotation of a GenBank genome assembly. NCBI's taxonomy places the organism in Eukaryota, Metazoa, Nematoda, Chromadorea, Rhabditida, Strongylidae.